AUGGAGACAGGAAGCUCCACAGGUUUACCCAAGUUGGAUGCUGGUACUGGUUCAGAAUCCAAAUCUGAAUGUGGGUCAAUUGGCAGUGGCAGUUUACCACAACUAAAAGCCAAAAAAUUCUUUGGAGAGAAUUUCAAGAUGUGGCAACAGAAAAUGCUUUUCUAUCUGACCACGAUGAAUCUUUCUAAGUUCUUGAAGGAAGAUCCUUCUGUUUUUAAAGAGGGAGAAGGAGAAGGAGAAGGAGAGGUAGACAAUAUUAUUGCCUUCAAUAUUGUUAAUGCUUGGAAGCAUAUUGAUUAUAUAUGUAGGAACAUAAUUUUGAAUAGUCUAUCAGAUUCACUAUAUCUGUUAUAUGUUGGUUAUGAAACAACUAAGAGGUUGUGCAAGGCAUUGGACCAUAAAUAUAAAGUUGAAGAUGUUGGAGUUAAAAAGUUUUUAGUUGCCAAGUUCUUGAAUUUUACUAUGGUUGCCUCUAAACCAGUGGUGAAACAAGUGGAGGAACUCCAACUAACUGUUAGUGGAAUUCUUGCUGAAAGAAUGGUCAUAGACAAAUCCUUUUAG
Messenger RNA from Hibiscus syriacus, 561 nucleotides. RefSeq lists its product as uncharacterized. NCBI's taxonomy places the organism in Eukaryota, Viridiplantae, Streptophyta, Magnoliopsida, Malvales, Malvaceae. The coding region runs from base 1 to 561 and encodes 186 amino acids. The transcript has a single exon. The record is from RefSeq and is a predicted model, not a curated record.